Lolium rigidum is the source of this 2036-nucleotide messenger RNA. RefSeq names its product diacylglycerol O-acyltransferase 1-2-like. The record is from RefSeq and is a predicted model, not a curated record. The transcript is spliced from 16 exons. Gene Ontology annotation, molecular function: diacylglycerol O-acyltransferase activity. Gene Ontology annotation, biological process: triglyceride biosynthetic process. Gene Ontology annotation, cellular component: chloroplast envelope; endoplasmic reticulum membrane. Lineage: Eukaryota; Viridiplantae; Streptophyta; Magnoliopsida; Poales; Poaceae. Bases 1 to 1443 code for a protein of 480 amino acids.
AUGGCCCCGCCCCCGUCCGUGGCCGCGGCCCACGAUCGCGCAGGCGACGCGGGCGACCCUGCCCUCCGCCUCCGCCGCGCCCCUGCCCCCGAGGCGGACGCCGGCGGUCGGCGGGAGGACGCCGUCCCGCCGCCGCAAACGCAGCAGCAGAAGCAGCACGAGAUGUUCUGCUACCGCGCGUCGGCGCCCGCCCACCGCCGGGUCAAGGAGAGUCCGCUCAGCUCCGACGCCAUCUUCCAACAGAGUCAUGCGGGUCUUCUGAACCUAUGCAUUGUUGUGCUGAUUGCAGUUAACAGCGGGCUGAUUAUUGAGAACUUAAUGAAGUAUGGCCUAUUAAUAAGAGCUGGAUUUUGGUUUAGUGCAAGAUCACUGCGAGAUUGGCCACUUCUGAUGUGCUGCCUCACUUUACCCAUCUUCCCACUUGCUGCACUCAUGACCGAGAAGAUGGCUCAAAGAAACAUCAUUCGGGAACAUGUGGCCAUUCUUCUCCAUAUCAUUAUUACAACCACUGUCCUAUUCUAUCCAGUUGUUGUGAUUCUUAAGUGUGAAUCAGCAGUAUUAUCUGGAUUUGUACUAAUGUUUAUUGCAAGCAUUACUUGGUUGAAGCUUGUCUCUUUUGCUCAUACUAAUUAUGAUAUAAGGGCAUUGUCCAAAAGUAUUGAAAAGGGUGCUACACAUGACAGUUCUAUCGAUGACGAGAGCAUUAAAGGUCCAACUAUCAACAGAAUAGUGUAUUUCAUGCUGGCCCCAACACUUUGUUACCAGACAAGUUAUCCCCGGACAGCAUUUAUUAGGAAAGGCUGGGUGACCCGGCAGCUUAUAAAAUGCCUAGUAUUUACAGGCUUGAUGGGUUUCAUAAUUGAGCAAUACAUAAAUCCAAUUGUCCAGAAUUCCAAGCAUCCGCUGAAAGGGAAUUUCUUGGAUGCUAUUGAGAGAGUUCUGAAACUCUCAGUGCCGACGUUGUACGUUUGGCUUUGCAUGUUCUAUUGCUUUUUCCAUUUGUGGUUGAAUAUUCUUGCCGAACUUCUGCGUUUUGGUGAUCGUGAAUUCUACAAGGACUGGUGGAAUGCCAAAACAUUUGAAGAGUAUUGGAGAAUGUGGAAUAUGCCUGUUCAUAAGUGGAUUGUUCGACAUAUAUAUUUUCCUUGCAUAAGGAAUGGCUUCUCAAAGGGUUUUGCAAUUCUCAUCUCAUUUCUGGUUUCAGCUGUAUUUCAUGAGCUAUGUAUUGCUGUCCCUUGUCACAUCUUCAAGUUAUGGGCAUUUUCUGGAAUCAUGUUUCAGAUUCCCCUGCUAUUGUUGACAAAGUAUCUUCAAGAUAAGUUCAAGAACACGAUGGUUGGCAACAUGAUAUUUUGGUUCUUCUUCAGCAUAGUUGGGCAACCGAUGUGUGUCCUUUUAUACUACCAUGAUGUGAUGAACAGACAAGCUCUAUCAAAUACAUAGCUCUGUUUAAAGGUGUACUAUAAUACAGAAUUACAGAUCAUCCUAAGAAAAUCGACUCGGCAUCAAGAAGUAGCUGCCGGCUGCCGCUUUACAGUUGACCAUCAUAGCUUGCGAUGCUCCAAGUCCAUGCUAUUAGAUUGUUAUGUGCCCAACCUGUUGUAGUCAACUUGCUGCUCUCCAAAUGUAUGCUAUGCUGGGGUUUCAGGUUGAGGCGUGUACACAAAAGAUGUGUUACUGACGCAACUGAAGAUCAUCUCUACACGUUCAGUUCACAUGCCAGCAGAGCUAUGUACAUGUUUUUUAAAUCUCAGUGGAGCUAUGUACGUGAUCCUGUGUAGAUGUAAAAUGUAUAUGCUGUGUGAUGCAAUUCUCCUUGAGUUCAGGGUGAGCAAAAAGGCUCACUUUGAGAGAGAAUAAGUACAUAAACUGACCGCCAAGUCUGACCUUUAGCUCGUUCUGAUUAUCUUUGUGACGUGCUGACAUGUCAUUGUGUAUUGACCUUGCUGCAAGGAAUAAUGUAGCAACAGCGUUGCAGUUUUUCUGCUCUCCACUUUUUUCAUGGAUGGCAAUGUCAGAUUUAUGUGUUUGGAUGA